AUGACUAUGUGUAAAGUGCUUUUAUUUGGUUUAAAGCCAUGUGAUAUAAGCAGCUGUACCAAUGAUAAAAUACUUGAAGUAUCACGUCCACGACAACAUUCUUUAAUUUCAACAACACUACCUAAAUUUCAACGAGAGAAUAUGAAAGAAAAUUCAUCAUCAUUAGAUACUGAUUAUCUCAAUUUAGUUAUUAAACCUUUGGUAACAACAAGUAAUUCACAUUCUUCGACAAGUAAUGAUACUGGUCAUGAGUCAAGUCCAAUUCGUUUGAAGAUUCUUGAAACACCACAAGGACGUCAUCGUAUUUGCGUCUCACAAACAUUAUUACGUACGCAUACUGGUGAUACGUAA
This is a messenger RNA of Rotaria sp. Silwood2, 351 nucleotides long. Lineage: Eukaryota; Metazoa; Rotifera; Eurotatoria; Philodinida; Philodinidae. The record is from the annotation of a GenBank genome assembly.